This is a messenger RNA of Erigeron canadensis, 3569 nucleotides long. Its product is annotated as syndetin. NCBI's taxonomy places the organism in Eukaryota, Viridiplantae, Streptophyta, Magnoliopsida, Asterales, Asteraceae. Gene Ontology annotation, molecular function: SNARE binding. The transcript has 25 exons. The record is from RefSeq and is a predicted model, not a curated record. Gene Ontology annotation, biological process: endocytic recycling; retrograde transport, endosome to Golgi. Gene Ontology annotation, cellular component: EARP complex. The coding region runs from base 95 to 3355 and encodes 1086 amino acids.
UGUUACGUAUAAAAACUGAAAAUGGCGAUCCUAUUCCAAUUUCAAUUUCAAUUUAAAUUUAAUCAAUUCCUUGAUUUCAGAUCUCCAAUUUGAGAUGCAGCCAAACAGUUAUUCAACAAUACAAUCUCCAUUUGCUUUAAUUCCACUUGCUUUAUCAAAUCACGGAGAUUUCUCUCCUCAAGGUUUCGAACUUUCUAGGUUUUUCUUUUUAGGUUCUCUUCUUUUAUCUCCAGCUUCCGCCACCGGCGAAAACGACGACGGUAUGGAUUUCUCCAAGGUCGGUGAGAAGUUUCUCAGCUCAGUCCGGUCCGCUAGAUCUCUCGGCUUCCUUCCGGCUACUUCCGAUCGCCCCGAGGUUCCAGAACGUGCUGCAGCAGCAGCAGCCAUAGCUCGUGCACUUGCUUCAAUCCCUCCACAUCAGAGGCAGAAUAUAUCUUCAAGCUCUGAGGAGCUCAGUUCUAUGUAUGGAAGCGAACCUGGUGGUGAAGUACUAGAAAAACUGGAGGAAGAAUUUUAUGAAGAGGAGUUUGAUCCCGUUCGACACACUUUAGAGAAUAUUCCAUCAGAAGAAAGUGAUCUUGCAUAUUUUGAGGGGAAGGCUGCUCUUAGAUUAUUACAGUUGGAUAAAGUAACAGAAAGUCUGUCACGCCAAGUGAUGGAGCACCACGAAGUAAUGGUGAAAGGAAUGGAUUUGGUAGGCGAGUUGGAGAAGGACUUGAAGGUUGCGAAUGUCAUUUGCAUGAACGGACGAAGACACCUCACUUCUUCGAGGAAUGAGGUAUCGAGAGACCUUGUUGUUAACACGAGUUCUAGAAGGAAACAGACUCUUCUGGACAUGCUUCAAGUUCUAGCAACACUUCUUCGUGCAAAGGACAUGCAAGUAGAACUUGAAACCCUCGUUAAUGAAGAAAAUUUCUUUAAGGCAUUCCAGGUCCUGUCUGAGUAUCUUCAACUUCUAGAUAGCUUAUCUGAGCUUUUCGCUAUACAGGAGAUGAGUCGUGGUGUGGAGAUUUGGCUGGGAAGAACUCUACAGAAGCUGGAUUCACUUUUAUUAGGAGUGUGUCAAGACUUCAAGGAAACAAGUUUUUUGACUGUGGUCGACGCUUAUGCAUUGAUUGGUGAUGUUUCUGGUCUUGCUGAAAAGAUACAAAGCUUCUUUAUGCAGGAGGUUAUAUCUGAAACCCAUGCAGUCCUUAAAAACAUUCUGCUAGAGGAUCCAGAAGCGGCAGAUAUUCAAAGCACCAGGCUUACAUACAGUGAUCUUUGCACUCGGAUACCUGAAUCUGAGUUUAGGCAAUGUUUGUUGGCAACUCUAGCUGCCCUUUUCAAGUUGAUGGGCUCGUAUCAUGCAAUUAUGAGCUUCCAUUCAGAGUGCAAGAUCUCGAUGGGUCAGUUAUUACCUGAUUCACAGAACCAAGGUGAUGAAACAGGAUCCUCCAAGAAUGUUCAACACUCUGAUGAGAGUGAAAGUGGCAGCUUUGUCCCUGGUGACCCAUCUGGUUCAGAAUCAAGGGAUGAUGGCAGUGGAGCUUCAAGCAGUGGCUCCCCAUGGUUUCAGCUGCGAAGUGAUGCCACAAUAGUUGUUUCACAGACAUUACAGAGAGGUCGUAAGAAUCUUUGGCAACUUACAAUGAGCCGAUUGUCAGUAUUGCUCUCUUCUUCCGCAGUUUCUUCUACUAGUAUUCAUCAGUUUUUAAAAAUAUAUGAAGAUCUCAAUAUCUUUAUCUUGGCUGGUGAGGCUUUUUGUGGUUCGGAAGCAGUUGAGUUCAGGCAGAAAGUUAGAGUUAUCUGUGAAAAUUAUUAUCUUGCUAUUCACAGACAAAAUAUACAUGCUCUGAAAAUGGUUUUGGAAAAAGAGAGUUGGGUCACCAUGCCACCAGAGACGAUUCAGGUAGUGAGUUUUGCAGGCCUUAUUGGUGAUGGAGCUGCAUUACUAAGUCAAACUGGCCACAAGUCACCUGCUUCAGUAAAAACUGGUACUAAGCAAGGUGGAUUCUCCCAUUGGAUUAGAAGUGGGAAUCCAUUUUUUCUAAAUCAUGAUCCUAAGGAAUAUGAUGGUUCUCCCAGAGAAAAAAUCAAUGGGGUAUUUCACAAGAAUGAUUCUUCACAUAACAGUGAUACAAAUCAUACUAAUGGCCAUCCUGAUACAUCAGAAGAUGAAAAUGAAGAUCUUCUUGCAGAUUUUAUUGAUGAGGAUAGUCAACUGCCAAGCCGUAUUGCUAAGCCUAAACACUUAAAAAUUUCCUCUGUAUCUUGGAUGGAUGAAGAUAUGACAGCACACACAGGAUCAUCAGUUUGUGUGCUAAGGCUGAUGGACAAAUAUGCAAGGCUGAUGCAAAGAUUAGAGAUCAUCAAUGUUGAGUUUUUCAAGGGGAUAUGCCAAUUAUUUGGAAUCUUUUUCUAUUACGUGUUUGAAAGCUUUGGUCAUCAGAACGUUAAUCCUAGUGGGAAGACAAAUAGUGAUGCUCUCAACUAUCGUCUGAAAACAGCAGUAUCCAGAAUUAUGCAAGAUUGCAAUCAAUGGAUAAAACCACCAUCUCUUUCAGGCUCUUACUCUUCACAUGCAACUACAAACAUGCAAUUUUCUCACAUGGACAUCACACCCACUCCACCCAGUUCAAAUUCUAGUCAUUUGUCCAGCACCACUUUAGGCUUGAAGGAAAGAUGUGCAGGAGCUGACACUAUAUCUCUUGUUGCUCGAUUGUUGUAUAAAUCCAAGGCUCAUCUUCAAUCAGUCCUCCUGACUAAUAAUGCUACAGUGGUUGAAGAAUUUUAUUUGCAGUUGGUGGAUUCUGUGCCAGAUCUCAUAGAGCAAAUUUAUAGAACGACUGCAAAGUCACUUCUUCAUAUUAAUGGGUAUGCUGAUCGAGUUGCUAGUGCUAAGUGGGAGGUUAAAGAACUUGGAAUGGAACAUAAUGGGUAUGUUGACCUGUUACUAGGAGAAUUUAAGCACUACAAAACAAGACUAGCUCAUGGAGGUAUUAGGACGGAGGUUCAAGAUCUUUUAACAGAGUACGGACUUGAAAAUAUUUCUGACGUUCUCGUUGAAGGUCUCUCAAGAGUGAAACGGUGUUCUGAUGAGGGCCGCGCCCUAAUGCUAUUGGAUCUUCAGGUUUUGAUCAAUGGCCUUCAGCAUUUUGUCACCGUUAAUGUUAAGCCGAAGUUGCAAACCGUCGAAACGUUUAUCAAGGCAUAUUAUCUUCCAGAAACUGAAUAUGUGCACUGGGCACGUGCUCAUCCGGAAUAUACAAAAAGCCAAUUAGCAGGGCUAAUUAACCUUGUGGCUACGAUGCAAGGUUGGAAAAGGAAAAGCAGAUUGGAAGUGUUGGAAAAGAUAGGAGCAGCAGGCAUGUAAUUAGCUUGUAAAUCCCUUGUUAUUGAUCUGUUCUCUGUAAAUUGAACCUCACAAGUCAAAGAUCGUAGUAUAUGAUUCCCUUUUUAGGGCUUGCUAAAUUGUCAAUUUAAGUAGUUUAUAUGUUCAAAAUGUACAAUUUAUAUAAUUUGAGUUAUUGAUUAACAUAAAUUUUGAGCGGAAAUAAAUGAAGUGAUACGUCGAUAUUGUUACAAAA